GUUCUGUGAAAGGGAUCCAUUUUAGAAACUUGUUUACAGAACACGUUUUGUGGUUUAUUUUCAUUAAUGUUUCACCCCCAUUGAAUUUAAAUUGCGGAUGAAAAUGAAUAAUAAUAUUGGAUUCAACAACAAAGCUUGGGGAAGAACUAAUUCUUCUCCCAACAUGAUGAAUCAAGGCUCUAUCCAACCACAACUGAUGAAUCAAGGCCCCUUGGGUAAUAUGGGAACGGGAAUGGUUCAGUUCCCAUCAAACCAGCAGGUUUUUCAAAACGCAAUGGGAUUACAACAACAGAAUCUGGGUUUGGGAUUGCAACAAAUGGCUAAUAAUGCAAUGAAUGCGGCCGCCUCUUUGAAUCCACAAAUUGCCAAUAAUCCGAUAUUUCAGCAAGUCAGUUACCCUAACACUAGAGGUCUGAACCCUACCGCAUUCCAGACAAAUUUGUCCCUCCCUAACUCCCAAAGCAACUCCGGAUCUGGCCCAAAACAAAGAGUAUUUACAGGAAAAGUAACCCAAGUGCAUGACAAUUUUGGGCUAGUAGAUGAAGAAGUAAUCUUUCAAACAUCGGUUUGUGUUAAAGGUUCUCAUCCUAUCGUCGGUGAUAGGGUAUUGGUCGAAGCAUCUCACACACCCAACAUGCACUUCAAGUGGAAUGCGACCCGUAUUCAAGUGUUGACGAUGUCAAAUUCUCGACAUUCGAAAAAUUAUGGGAACUCUAGUAAUAAUAACUACAAUUCAGUUCCUCCACCUGAUGUAAGAGGUGGUGGUAGAAAAGGUGGAAGGGUUAGGGAGCGCUCUCGAGAUAGAGACAGAGAUGAUGAUGAGUCUGAUAGGAAGAGAAGAAGGGAAGAGAGAAUGAGGGAAAGGGAAAAGGAAGAUAAGAAGUCUCCUGUGAGGAAGCGAACCCGUUCGAGAUCACGUUCUCCGAAGAAUAGAAGGAGGGCAAGGAUUGUUCCAAGAUAUACUGUUCAGGUCCCAAAAAUUUCACUGGAUCUAUCUGAAGGAGACGUUUUGGAAGUUCGUAGAAGAUACACAAAUUUAUACGUGCCCUCUGAUUUCUUCAAUACCAGAAUUCGCUGGGUGGACUCUUUUCCCCCAGAUAAACCUUUCGCUUUAACGAAGCCUUGCUCUUUCCACGUUAUGAACAAAGAAAUAGACCCCAUUAUUGAGAACACUGCCGUUCUUGAACCACCGGAUGCGGACUACCUCUUCUCGGCAAAAGUUAUGCUGAUGAGUGUGCCUGGUAUUGAUGAGAUUUACCAGAAAUGCUGCACACUGGCGGAGGUGAAUGAAGAUAAAGAUUUUCUUCAUCCCAAUAAACUUAUCAUGCAUCCAAGUAGGCUAAUAAAUUUCUUGGUGGGACUACGUGGUAAAAAUGAAACGAUGGCGAUCGGAGGGGCUUGGAGCCCGUCUCUUGAUGGGGAGAACCCAGACAGAGAUCCUUCAGUUUUGAUCAAAACUGCUAUAAGAACUUGCAAAGCAUUGACUGGGAUUGACCUGUCGAAUUGUACAAGAUGGUACCGUUUCGUGGAGCUGUAUUACCGCCGCAACGAGUCUACCCACAAGGGGAAAUCUAUACCAGCCCGUGUUGAAACGGUGGUGCUCUUUCUGCCAGAUGUGUGGAGUUGCCUGCCGACGCGCCUGGAGUGGGACGGCCUGCAGCAGUCCUACAGGAAGCAGCUGGAGCGUAUCCUGAAUGCAUCUUCAGAGAACGAGACUAACAACGAUGACUCCUCGAUAGCUGAUGAAAAGGAAGAAGAGCAGUCCACGGACAAACUGGAACCUACUCAUUACUCGCAAUUGGAUCCGAAAAACAUGGUCGUUAACGAACUGAGAGCCGAGCUGAGAGCCAGAAAUAUCAGCGAUAAAGGGUUGAAAUCCCAACUCGUUGCCCGGCUCACAAAGACUUUGAAGGUCGAGGCCGAGAAAACGGAAGAGAAUUCCAAGGAAACUAAAGAGGAUGAAGGGGAAGGAGGGGGUGGAGUGCAGGAGGAGAAGAAGGCGGAGGUUGAAGAAAAGAAACUUGAUGAACGGGAGAAAGCCCUCUUAGAAAAAAGGCACACCCUUCCUGAGCAGCCCCACAUAUUGGUACACCCUUCGAGGACUGCAAAGUCUGGAAAGUUCGAAUGUACAGUGAUGUCCUUGUCUCUUCUUUUAGACUAUAGACCGGAGGACACUAAAGAGCAUUCUUUCGAAGUGUCUCUGUUUGCAGAAUUGUUCAACGAAAUGCUCAUCAGGGAUUUCGGCUUCAACAUUUACAAGGCUCUGCACGAACUGCCAGAAAAGAAAGAAGAGAAGAAAGAAAAAGAUGAGAAAAAAGAUAAAGAGGACAAGAAAGACGAUAAGAAAGAUAAAGAUGAAAAGAAGGAUGAAGAGGAAGUAAAGAAGAAAGACGAAGUGGCGAAAGGAGAGGAGAAGAAGAAGGAUGAAGAAAAACCAAAUGAAGAAAAGAAAAAGAAAGAUGAGGAAGAUAAGAGAAAUGAGGACAAAAAGUCUGAUAAAGAUAAAAGAACUGGCGACAAGAGGGAUGAUGAUAAAAGGAAAUCUUCUAAUGCCAAAAGGGAUGACAAAGCAGUUGACGACAGUGACGACGACGAGGAAAGUGAAGAAGACGAUCGAAAAGACAAGAAAAGAGAUAAGGACCGGAAGAGAAAGGAGAAGGUGAAACUGUACACUAAGGAUAAACAUUUAUUGCUCUCUUUCGUCUACUUCGAUCAGACACAUUGUGGCUACAUUUUUGAUAAGGAUAUCGAAGAUCUUCUGUUCACUUUGGGUUUGAAACUGUCCAGAGCACAAGUUAAAAAACUAGUCAGUAAAGUAGUCGUGAGGGACACGCUUCACUACAGAAAAUUAACGGACAAGCCAAAAGAAGAAGAAUCGGUGUCAGUGGAAGAACCUGAGGAUACGGAGGCUUUGAGACAGUUGGCCCUAGGAAAUAAGAGCAUGCUACCAGUUCUCAAAAACGAGGAUGAAUCAAAAAUAUCCGCACAAGCAGAAUUACAAGAAGGUUUCGCCCAUUACCGUGGGUCUUUGGUGGACAUUGGUAAGCUCAUCUCUCAGCUCGAACGUAGUGAAAAGACGCGAAUAGAAACCGAAGCGAGGAUGGUCGACUUGAAACAUGAAAAUCAGAAGUUGUCAGAUAAAUACAGUAAAUCUAAUUCAACGAUAAAGCAUUUGAAUUCUGAGGUGAAGGACUAUAGGGAGCGGCUGAGAAAUACAGAGGAUUCGCUGCAUAAAGUCACUGCCCAUUCAAAAUUAUUCCAACAAACGCUUGUCGAUAUUCGCGACAAGAUCGAUCCAGUUCUCAAGAGCACGGCUCACAAAGAAGAUUCAAAAAAAGAAAAGGAGGAGAAGGAAAAAGAAAAGGACAGGGAUAAUAAGAAGUACGACGACGGCAAGUCCAGGUGGGAAAAGGAUAAGGACAAUGCCAAGAAGGAAGAAACGGCAGACGUUGAAAUGAGCGAAGUAAAAAAGGAAAAGGAGUGAUAUGAAUAGGGAACGUGUGAAUAUUUGGGUUUUUUAUAGGUUAGGCGGGAUAAUGUUAAACUUUAGUCAUAAAGUUGGAGUUUUGUCUGGAGCAAAUGUGCGUUUAGUUAUAAUUUAGAGUUAGGGUUUAUAGAUGGCAAGUGGCAUUGAAUAUUUUCAGUUUAGUGACUGUGUUCAUUAGACAGUGAACAAACAAAAAAAAAAUAAUUUUCCAAUAAACGUAUACAGUGUGGACAUAAAUCUGUUGUAUGUGACAAGAUAUCAAGGUCGAAUGAAGGCACCAUUUUUAGUACUUUGGAAUAAGCUAUCAACUUUUUAUUUUCAAAGUGGCUCUAUCAAAAAGUGUUUAGUUUUUUGAGAUCAGACAAGCCAUUUCUGGGUUAUUAUUUUUUAUAUUUUCUUUCUGAGAAACUUCAAAUAUAAUUUUGAUGAAAAUUUCAUUCAAACUCACUCCAAUUGGCGUAUUGGCGUGAAUUAUUCACGCCAAUACGCGUUCAAAAUUUUUACAGUUCACUAUCUAACACUAUUGCCCCCCGAAACAUUAUAGAAUGUGGUUAUAUAAUGUAUACUGUAUAUUUCAGGUUUGCCCCACAAAAAUCUAGGGGCAUCGAAGCAGGUAAUCUAGCGGGCCAUUCUAAUGAACCGUGUCUGUCCAUUAUUGUGUUUGGAUAAUUGUCAUCUAAUUACUCUCAAGCCAACUUAUCAUAUGUUACCUGAAAGGUAACAUAAGUUGAAAACUCGUUUGCAUAGACCUGAACUAUUUUCUCAUCAAUCAUAGCCUGAGAUGAUUUGUGCAUAUUAUAAUGUGGUUACCCAAAAAACCUGCUUAAACCUUUCCUGAAUAUUGUGGGUACAUGCGGUUGUAUAAUGUAUACCCUAUAGUUCUCGUUUCCCCCACAAAAAAUCUAGGGGAAUCGAAGCAGGUAAUUUAGCGUGCCAUUCUAAUGAACAACGUCUGCCCAUUAUUCUGUUUGGAUAAUUGUCAUCUAAUUACUCUCAAGCCAACUUGUUGUUUACCUGAAAGGUAACAUAAAUUGAAAACUCGUUUGCGUUGACCUGAACUACUAUCUCAUCGAUCAUAGCCGGAGAUGAUUUGCAUCAUUUUCAGCUUUAGGGAACCAUUUGAAUUUUCUUCCAAACAUAUUGGUACUGCAAUGUGGUUACCCAGAAAACCCGCCUAAACCUUUUGUGAAUAUUGUGGGUACCUGCGGUUGCAUAAUGUAUACCCUAUAGUUCUCGUUUCCCCCACAAAAAAUCCAGGGGCAUCGAAUCGGGUAAUCUAGUGGGCCAUUCUAAUAAACCAUGUCUGCACAAUAUUCUGUUUGGAUAAUUGUCAUCCAAUUACUGUUGAGCCAACUUGUCGUACUGAGGUGUACAUUACAUGAAAGUUAACCUAAAUUGAUAACUCGUUUGCAUUUGCAUCGACCUUGAACUACUAUCUCAUCAGUCAUAGACCUGAGAUGAUUGGCAUCAAAUUCAGCUUCAGAGAACCAGUUAAAUUUUCUUCCAAAAAUGUUGGUACUACAAUGUGGUUGCCCAGAAAACCCGUUAAAUCAAUUACCUCUCGUGAAUAUUGUGGGUACCCCUAAAAAAAAGUUUUUUUGAGUUAUUUUUGAUGGUACUGAAAUAUAAUACCACACAAUCAGCAGCUGCUACUUUCGAGAGUAACCUCAAUAGAUCUUAAAAUGUCAACUCAUUUUUUCUGCAAUAGGCUUUCUACUUGAUCCUUCCUGUAUGUAAUAAGUAAUUUUGACAAAUUGGGAAGCACUGGACUAUUGAAAGAAUAUUAAUACAGUUUUCACAUGAUGAGGUUAACAGACCAGUGACUUGAAUUUGAUUCAAUAAUAAUAAUAGUAAAGUUUGACUACAUAGACUCUAUAUAUUGAGAAUUUAUUACGAUAGAAAUUUCUCCAAGGUAUAAAGGAGUUCAUUCUAUAAAUAUUAUUUAAAUGUUUUUGGGGACCAAAAGUAGGCGGCUUCUUGCUUGAUAUUCGCAGAUAAGUUGUUGUACAAUGUAAUUCCAUUGAAGUUAGUAUCCUUUAGUGAUAUUUCGAGGUGUAAUGUCAUCGUGACAAAAAAUAUUGUCUCCAUUUUCUUGUAUACAGUUUCAAGAAAAUAUAUGCAGCAGAAUUUAAGUAUUUUAAGCCUUUCAAUAAGAGACUUUUUUUUAAUUUUAAUUUAUCAUUGCAAUAACGGUUUUGUGUAAAAUCAUUUGUUCACUGAAGAAUACAUUCCCCUCAGUAGUAAACAAGUAACUUUUUUGAAAUACUUAUUUUGAAAAGGUUUGAUAUUUAAAUGUUUCUAUCGUACUACCAAUUUUCCUUCAAUGUUUUACCUAAAUUUCCACUUCAGCAUUAGCUUUCUCAGGAAAUACUGUUUUAUUCCAUGAAUGAAUUGAAAUUGUUUCUGAAACGCCCCAAAAUGCAGAUAUUAUGCACUUGUGCCAAUCCUCCAAACACUUCUCCAACUCCUCCUUUGGGAUAGCCUUCAGUCCUUUCAGCAAUGCUGUGGUUGUGAAGUGACGGCAUUCUAUUUUUCUCUUCAUUUUAGUGAAUAGGAAAAAGUCACACGAACCCGUAUCUGGCGAAUAUGGAGGCUGGAGCAUCGUUACAGAACAUGAGCAGUGAAAUGUGACUAGGUGCACUAGCGGAUUGCUUCACGCAAAUCAUCAGCGACUUCUCUGAUUGUGAUUUAUAUAUAACCAUUUCUCUCUCCGUUCCAUCGGCUGUUGGUGCAUUUUUAAUGCAAAAUUUGAUUUGCCAAAAGAAAAUCGCCGAGCUCUUAAAAAUAUGUCUUGACUUAGCGAUAUGAAAGCCAACAUAAUUGAUAAAAAUGUUAACAAUUGAACUCUCCAAAUCCGUGAAAUUUUAAAUUUCCACUAUUUUCUUAACGUUUCUCGUAUUCGUUUUUUUUUUUUCUUAAACAGGCUUCAUUUUUGUUGGGAACUGGAGGGUGAGUGAACAUUUUGAACUAUUGGAAAAACCUGGAAUGAAUUUUCAACACAAUUUGUAUUGAAAUUAUGAAGUUUAUCAUUUACUUGAAGAUUCUUGAAAGAAUAUAUGAAAUUUACUAAUUAUUCAUGAAUUACUGGUCCAAUUUCGAAAAAUAAACCAGUGUUGGAUAAAGUAUUGAAAAGGCCUAUCAAACUAGGUAUGACAAGAGCCUUCGUUAUUCAAAAAAAAUGCAGUUAGCAUUCAGUCUUCAACAAGUGUCGGUCUGAUCUUGAAACCGAGCCUCGUUCGAAUGGUUAGAGGAGGGGACUUUUACGUCUGCAUUCUGUAUCUGGGCGUGAAGGAAACGAAUAACUUGAUAGUUUCAUUUCGAUUAAUUUUUUGUUUUUAUGGGGAAUAUUCAAGGCAUGUUUCAAUAACAUGUUUUAGUUAGAGGGUGUUAACACACGUUGCAUACAGUAAAUCUGUUUGUCUCUUUUAUGAGGUAUGUUAAGUAGGGUUUAUAAGGAUUAUAAUGAUAAAGUAAUUGGACAGGUAAGACAGUUUUUGGAUUAUAACUUGAAUUGCACGUUUUAUGAAGUUAAGUUACAAUGCAGAGUUUGUAACUCCCCAGCAAUAUAUAUUACAUAAAAAAA
Messenger RNA from Leptinotarsa decemlineata (Colorado potato beetle), 7070 nucleotides. Its product is annotated as cell division cycle and apoptosis regulator protein 1. Lineage: Eukaryota; Metazoa; Arthropoda; Insecta; Coleoptera; Chrysomelidae. Gene Ontology annotation, cellular component: nucleus. Gene Ontology annotation, biological process: regulation of DNA-templated transcription. The record is from RefSeq and is a predicted model, not a curated record.